Molecule: messenger RNA, 1439 nt
Organism: Emiliania huxleyi CCMP1516
Lineage: Eukaryota; Haptophyta; Isochrysidales; Noelaerhabdaceae
Exons: 6
Coding region: 69-1439 (456 amino acids)
Source: RefSeq, a predicted model, not a curated record
CGGCGAAGCAGGCCGCCCUUGCCGAGCUCGCAGCGGCAAAGCAGGCUGGCACGGCCGCGCAGGAUGCAAUGCGCAAGCGCGCAAACGAGGCUGUGACGGAGGCGGAGGCCCGCGCCGGGAAACAGAUCGAGGCGGCGCUCGAGGCGGCAAAGACAGCCACGGCCCGUGCGGAGAGUGCGGAGGCGGCGGCGGCGGCGGCGGCAUGCAAGACAGCGGCUGAGGAGACCGCCAAGGGCGCGACGAGUUCUGCCAAUUUGGCCGCCCAGGCCGAGGCUGCGAGGCUCGAGGCAGCCAGGUUGAAGGACAAAGUCGUGAGCCUCGAGGGGGCGCUCUCCUCAGAGCGCGAGUCUCUCGGGACGAUGCGCACCAAGCUGGCGGCCGCCAAGAGCGCUAUGGAGAGCCGGGUCGCGGCGAUGCAACAGGAGCUGACUUUGGCAAAGGAGGGCGCGGCGGCCCGCGAGGCCGCGGCUGUCGCGGCAGCUUUGGAGGAACGGCAAUUGGCAGAAGUUGCCGAUGGCAGCGCGCACGCAGAGCGGCAAAUAGCAGCUACCGCCGAGAUCGAGCGCUUGCACAAAGAGGUUGAGAGGUUGCGAGCUGAGCUGGCAGAGAGACAGGAGAAGAUGGGGCGAUUGCACGUUUCGGCCAAGGCGCGCACCCCAGCCAAGCCCGUUGUUGCCUCCCAGAUCCCCUGCGAACCGAAUCCUCUCUACACCCGUCGGUCACUCUCCCAAUCUGGCUGGGGAAAGGCGGCCCUCGAGCGCCAAAAGGCGGCGAUGCUCGAGAAGCACGCGGCGUGUGAAGCGCGGCUCUCGCCCGUGCAGUCGCGCCGCAGCUUUGAUGUUCGCGAUAGGCACGCCGCCGUGGUGCAGCGCAUCCGGAGCGAGCAGCCCGCUGCCGCCGCAGCCGCUCUCCGCAGCGAGGCAAUCGGGGGAGCCACGCCACCCGCCGCUGCCCGCGUAGCUCCGAGCACAGCGCCCGCCGAUGGCAGUGCGGACGACGGAUUCGGCGCGUUCCGCGGGCACGACGGUGGCGACACGAGGACGACGGCGGCAGUUCAAAACGGCGCCGCUGCGGUGCUGCCGGCGACCCCUGGGAGCGAGGCGCGUGCGGCGGAGGUGGCUUCGCGGAUGCGCGCGGAAGUGGCGGCUCUGCGCGGCCAGCUGCGUGCGGCGGAGGCGAAGGCGACGGAGGCGCAGGCAGAGCUUGAUGCGGACCGAGAGGCGAUGCGGGCGCAGAUGAGUUUGCUCGCCGCCGCCGAGGAGAGGCGCGACGCCGCGGCGCAGGCAGCGGCGGCGCAGCGGGACGCAGAGGCAGCGGCAGCCAUCCUCGCCGAUGACCGGAGGCGCCUCGAGGAGGCGGCGGCAGCGGCGCGCUCGCAUGCGGACGCGGCGCUCAAGGAGGCGCGACCGAUGCUGCCGGCGCAGACGCGCGCCGCCUGA